UGACCAAUGGGGACAACGAAAUCUUUGCUCCUUUUGCCCUGAUUGGUCAAUUAAACGUUACUUUAGCCAGGGUAAAAUAUCCGAACACACCCCUACACGUGCUAUAUGUGUUAAAGGUCUUAUAUCAGCUACACCUUUCAUAAUUUUUCUCUUUUUCUUUCCAAUGGCUAACUUCGCACACCUAUUUCAUUCUGAGUACAGAAAGUGUGACAUGAUGCAGUUAUAAAGCAGAGACCUAAAGAUGGCGACGAAAAGUGACAGGAAGCGUAGAGCGGCCGAAAAACCGGCACACGAGAGCACCGCCUUAUAUCAUUGGGCUGUAAAUCUUUUGGGUCUUGGUUUCGGUUAUUUGCAUCGGUGGCAUGUAUCCACGAUCUUUGAAAAUGACCGACACUUCUCUCAUCUUUCGGAGAUCGAGCGAGAAAUGUCCUUCAGGACCGAGAUGGGAAUGUAUUACUCCUAUUACAAGACUAUCGCUGAAUCAAAAGACUUUUUCGAUGGGAUGGAUAAGAUCAGUCAUGACAAUCUAUCAGAGUAUGGAAAUGUUAUUGAUGCUAGCAGAAAGUAUAAUCUUUUACCCGAAAUUGUAGCAGGCUUUCUUUAUCAUAUUGCAAAAAGUCUUGGUAUCAUAUCACAGGAGCGAUGUUGGCAGAUAGAAAGAGGAGAUAAUUUGGCGCCCGUAACUAGCUGCGAAGGACUGGUCGUACCCGUGUACUUCUAUUUAGAGAUAGUUUGGUCUUCCUCAAUUUUCACAGCGGCGAUACUUUUUUACUAUGCGACGUAUUUGAGUAAUUCCAUUUACGGUGGAGUCCUAACGAUUCUAUUCUUCUUCUUUAAUCACAAUGAAUGCACCCGCGUUCAAUGGACACCGCCGUUGCGAGAAACAUUUGCGUAUCCUAUGUUACUCUUUCAAAUGUAUAGUGUUACAAUGGCUAUUAGAAAAUACGCAAAACACGACUCGGACAAAGAGCCAACUUCAUUAAGGAACAAGACUAGACAAGGAUUAUUCGUGGAUAUAUUUGGUUCAACAAUUUGCAGCUUGUGCACUUGGCAGUUUUCGCAUUUUGUUUUUACUACGCAAAUUAUAGCAAUUCUUAUAUUAAAGUGGCUAAGGAUUGUCCCAUAUGAUUUUUACAAAAACUUUUGUACGGCUCAUGCCUUAGCUAUCGCAGCAGCGAGUAAAAUAACAAACGGCACUCUUAUAAUUUGCUCGUUCUACACGUGUAUCAUAAUCGGCAGCAAUGUGGCCAGUUUUCUAAUGAAGUUAUCCCGAUUCCAAAACAUAAAACGAGAUAUUAUUCUCGAGAUCGCUAUAACGAUCAUAUUUACAAAGUGGAUAAAGUCUUACAUUUUAUAUUCUCAAGAUGACGCUCAUGUAUUCAAUAUAUUAAAGUCUAAAUUAACCGGCUAUAAAGACUUUCAUACUAUGCUUUAUACAUGCGCGCCAGAAUUCGACUUUCUACAAUACAAAACUUACGAAGCGAUUAUUAUGACUUUAUUGCUACCAACAGCGAUACUCGUCGGAAUGCUUGCGUUGUAUUAUUGGUACAGGAGUUUCAAGACGAGCGGCUAUCCGCUUUGCAUAGAGGCUGAUAUGGCGUAUAACGGUCUGCAAACUGGCGCUUUUAUCAUCAUGGCCAUUUUUGUUAUGAGACUGAAAUUAUUCAUGAUGCCGCAUCUUUGUAUAAUAGCUGGUGCGGUGUGUAGCAAACGAUAUCUGGAAAAAGUCGGUUUGAAAGGCGAACUCAUGCGGCUUGCCAUUUUUAUUCUUCUCUUGGGUGGUAUGUCAUAUCACGGUGUUGACAAAUUUCAAGAGGAACGCGGAUUUGUAGGCGAAUACAGCAAUAUUGAACAAGAACAGCUAUUUGAAUGGAUAAAAAAUAAUACACCAAAGCAUGCCGUAUUUGCGGGAAAGAUGUCAUUGACGGCGAACCUAAUGCUGUCCACUAGGAGACCGAUCGUUAAUAAUCCUUACUACGAGAGCAAAGAGAUGAGGGAUAGAACUAUGAAGGUUUACGAGAUUUUCAGUCGGAAAGAUGCCAUUUCUGUUUAUAAUUCUUUAAGAAACAUGAAAGUCAGUUAUAUCGUAUUAGAGGAACAACUGUGCCUUGGAUUUGCAAACUUACCACGAGGAUGUCAAAUGAUUGAUUUAUGGGACGUGGCCGACACAGGAACUGCGAAAGCCGCGAACAAGCCGCCUCUGUGUCCUUUUCUAUUCAAAGGAAACGCGCAUCCGUUCAGGAGAGCGUUUGUCAACAAUAACUACGUCGUGCUGCAAUUGGACUAUUCGCAUUACGUAGAAUUUAAACCAAAGACUUCCAUGUAGAUUUCACGAUUUCUACGUUUCAAAUAAGUAAAGAGCCCUCGAUGAACAUGAGAUACCUCAUGAGAUUAUAAAAGCCUAUUUUUCUUAAAACAAAAAGUAUUAUCUAUAUACAAAAAAAAAUAUAUAUAUAUUUUUAAUACAGAGAGAUUCGCGCGGGUAUAAAUUAAAUGUUGACACUACAAACUUUUGAAUAUGCCUAUCACAGGCUUAAUCUGUGAAAAGGCAUUAAAAUACUUUUAAGAGGCAUGUAAUGUGUUCCUAGUAUUAUGAAAUAGAAAUUCAUUUUUCUUUGGUUCAAAUUAAAAACAAUCAUCGAUUUUUUAGCAUACAUGUCUGAAGAUGCAGCUUUUAGCAUACGUUUCAAGAGAUAUAGCUUGCAUGUAUUGCAGAAUAUAUACAUAUAUCUAUAUAUACACGCAAAUAUAUGCGAAUGUUAUAAUUUGCUAAAUUUCACAAUAAUGAAAACGGGCAGUUAUUGAUUACCUGGCGAGAAUGUACAAAAGAAUAUGAUGCCCCAUUUCACACAACGUGAUGCAUGUACUUGUGAUAAUUUUCUUAUACUUAAUAUUAUAUAUAUAUAUAU
Formica exsecta is the source of this 2909-nucleotide messenger RNA. RefSeq names its product C-mannosyltransferase dpy-19. Gene Ontology annotation, cellular component: nuclear inner membrane. Gene Ontology annotation, molecular function: mannosyltransferase activity. The transcript is spliced from 9 exons. Lineage: Eukaryota; Metazoa; Arthropoda; Insecta; Hymenoptera; Formicidae. The coding region runs from base 242 to 2326 and encodes 694 amino acids. The record is from RefSeq and is a predicted model, not a curated record.